CUCAACACCAAAGAGCUUUUGUAUAUAGAAAGAAAUAGUAGAAUAAUUGAGUUUUGAAGAGAGGCGUAUUUUGAUGCGGAAGGCGGGUGUCCCGAGACUUUUGACUAUGUAUUGUACUAGUUUUCCUUCCUGCCUGCUUGAUAAGACUCAGCUACUUAAAUGGAUGACACUAGAGAUUCCUCUGCUCAACCCAUCUAUCCAUGCUAAGGCUUUCAAUUUUGGUCACAAUCUCUGGAACCCGCCAAUCUACAUUGCACGGCAUAAUUACAGGAUGCCUUUACAGGAUAACCAGAAUCAUCUCGGUGAAUUCAUGAUGGUAAGGCACAAAUUCUGCUGCUACCUGCCCUGACAUAAGCUCAAAGUUUAUAUGCCCCAUGCUUCUUACCCCUAGCCAUACUGAUUGAGUCCCAAUAGGCCUUUAACGAUAUAACCAAGUACGUACACAGCAGGGACUUUUGCCAACACAAGUUAAUCACCUGCUCAGAGGCGAGGAGG
Messenger RNA from Aspergillus saccharolyticus JOP 1030-1, 495 nucleotides. RefSeq lists its product as uncharacterized. The transcript has a single exon. Lineage: Eukaryota; Fungi; Ascomycota; Eurotiomycetes; Eurotiales; Aspergillaceae. Bases 74 to 349 code for a protein of 91 amino acids. The record is from RefSeq and is a predicted model, not a curated record.